Molecule: messenger RNA, 1825 nt
Organism: Phialemonium atrogriseum
Lineage: Eukaryota; Fungi; Ascomycota; Sordariomycetes; Cephalothecales; Cephalothecaceae
Product: malate dehydrogenase-like protein
Exons: 3
Coding region: 408-1418 (336 amino acids)
Biological process (GO): malate metabolic process; tricarboxylic acid cycle
Cellular component (GO): mitochondrion; cytoplasm
Molecular function (GO): L-malate dehydrogenase (NAD+) activity
Source: RefSeq, a predicted model, not a curated record
CGCCAGGAAAGAAGAACGUCAUCUGUUCGAGUCGAGGCCCCAUGUUGGAGUACCUAUGUCUUACUGGGAAGACCCGAGUCAAGCCCUGAGUCUGAAAGCACCAGAAAAGGGGAACCUUUGGCCGUUGGACGGUGCGACCUGCGGGAUUUUCCGGGAGCCGACGCUUCCGCCUAGACCCUGAAAUGGAACUCCCCACCGAUUUCGCUGGGUCAACCGCGCUAGUCCCGAAACAGAGCCCAGAAUCGACACUUUUAUUUUUUUAACCGCAACGACACAUCCCGAACAUCGACUCUCCAUAUUCCUUAGAACUACUAUUCUUCAACCUCAUCUGAUCUUCUGCUGAGCAGCCACUACAUCUCAAUCCCCCCGUCACGUUCAUUACGGUCUCCUCCUCCAGAUCCUUCACAAUGUUCAUGGCCUCAAGAAUCCAGCGCCGUGCCUUCUCGGCUUCGGCAAGAAACCUUUCCAGGGUCACCGUCCUCGGCGCUGCUGGCGGCAUUGGCCAGCCUCUCUCACUUCUCCUCAAGCUCAACCCCAGAGUAACCGAGCUCGCUCUGUACGAUAUCCGUGGGGGUCCCGGUGUCGCCGCCGACAUCUCCCACGUCAACACCAACUCGACAGUCAAAGGCUACGACCCGACCCCCAGCGGCCUCGCCGCGGCACUCAAGGGCUCUGAGAUCGUCCUCAUCCCGGCCGGCGUGCCGCGCAAGCCGGGCAUGACCCGCGACGACCUGUUCAACACCAACGCCUCCAUCGUCCGCGACCUGGCCAAGGCCUGCGCCGAGAGCGCCCCCGACGCCAAGAUCCUCGUCAUCUCCAACCCGGUCAACUCGACCGUGCCCAUCGUGGCCGAGGUCUUCAAGGCCCGCGGCGUCUACAACCCCAAGCGCCUGUUCGGCGUCACCACCCUCGAUGUCGUGCGCGCCUCGCGCUUCGUCUCCGAGAUCAAGAGCACCGACCCGCGCGACGAGAACAUCACCGUCAUCGGCGGCCACAGCGGCGUGACCAUCGUCCCGCUCUUCAGCCAGUCCAAGCACCCCGAGCUGUCCUCCAACGCCGACCUCGUCCACCGCGUCCAGUUCGGCGGCGACGAGGUCGUCAAGGCCAAGGACGGCGCCGGCUCCGCCACCCUGUCCAUGGCCAUGGCUGGCGCCCGCAUGGCCGAGUCGCUCCUCCGCGCCAGCCAGGGCGAGAAGGGCGUCAUCGAGCCCACCUUUGUCGACUCCCCGCUCUACCGCGACCAGGGCAUCCCCUUCUUCAGCUCCCGCGUCGAGCUCGGCCCCAACGGCGUCGAGAAGAUCCACCCCGUCGGCCCCCUCGACGCCGCUGAGGAGAAGAUGCUUGAGGCCUGCCUCGUCGACCUCAAGAAGAACAUUGACAAGGGCGUUGACUUUGUCGCCCAGAAUCCCGGCAAAUAAGCGCCUACGCUUGAAAUGAUGCGGGGUUGGGGCCCGGUUUAUAGAUGAAUCGGAUCGGAGAGUGGUAGGAUAGGGGGUUAGAUGGGGGGGAGUACAUAUAGCAGGGGAGAGGAACCCCCCCCUGCAAGGCGUAUGUGUGUGUGUGUGUGUGUGCGUGUGCGUGGCGGGGAAGCGGGAUACAGCUUGGAACUGCUGCUUCUGCUAGAGCCCGUCCCUCCGGUCUUUCCUGCUCCCAAGGAUGCGCUUGGGUAGAGGGGAGAGGAAAAAACGGUUUCAUUGCCGGGAAAUCCAGUGAAAACUGCGCUCUAGCUGUAUCAUAGCAUCUCGACCUUCAUCCUGUGUAUUCAAUUCCUGACCAUUCACGACAACCUAAGUCUCUCGAUCUAUAUGUGGUGAUUAGAUUCCUC